This is a messenger RNA of Spodoptera exigua (beet armyworm), 1055 nucleotides long. Lineage: Eukaryota; Metazoa; Arthropoda; Insecta; Lepidoptera; Noctuidae. The record is from the annotation of a GenBank genome assembly.
UAAAUUGAUUACCGUCCGAUAAUGAUUAUCUGCUAAGCCCCUAACGAAGUGUUUCGGAUUAAAACGCAUAUAUACCUACAGCCAAAAUUUGAGAUCCUCAGAUUGUGUUCGCAAGAUGGCCGGCCUGCUCUACUUUGGAUUGCUCCUGAUCAUUGGUUUCGCUCAGUGCGAACCAGUAGAGCCUGAAAUCGCAUAUAUCGAUGAUUCUCUUCGAGGGUCUAGAAUCGUGAGCGGUUGGGAAGCUGUAAACGGACAGUUCCCUUACACCGUCAGCAUUCGUAUGGUUGGGCCCACAGGCGGCGUAGGUGCAUGUACUGGUUCCAUCCUCACCAAUGAAUGGAUCCUCACUGCUGCUCAUUGUCUAGCCAGGCGCUUCACUUUUGUAGUCCGGCUAGGCCAGGUGGACAUAACAACUCCUGGGUACAUGGUGGAAGCGACAGAGAAGUAUAUCCACGAGGGUUACGACCAAGAAGACACUGCAGUGCAGACUGAUGAUAUUGGAGUGCUGAAACUGGACCGUUACAUACCUUAUGGAGACUACAUCCAGCCAAUCAGAAUCCAGAGCAGUCAGCGUAACGAGGAGGAAUACACCAACCUGCAGCUGGUGCAAAGCGGUUAUGGACGUACCGAUGACUGGUGGGCUGGUGGUAUCGUCCCCGACAUCCUAUACUGGACCUAUCAGCGUGGCAUCUCAAUGCUGGUCUGCCGCUCCUGGUACCCUCGCAGUCAGGUCAUUCACGAUCGGAAGACUGUCUGCGCUCAGUUCUACAAUGCCAGUUCAACACCAGCCAGAACCCUUGCACGGGUGACAGUGGCGGUGCUCUAACCAUAGUAGACUUGGACGGCAAGCCCACACAGAUCGGCAUCAUGAGCUUCGGUUCCUCUCGCGGCUGCAACACUCACAACCCGUCAGGUCACGUCCGCCCGGAGUACUACCACGACUGGAUAGAGAAGCAGACCGGCAUCAACUUCGACUGGAACGUUGAGGACCUGGAGACCACGCCUGAUGGCGACGGCGAGAACCAACAAAUAAGUUUUGUUAACUAAAAUUAUGA